GAUAACCUCUUUCGCCCCAUCGAUGUCGGCGGUCUCGGACCCAUACAUAUCUUUUUAAAGCAAGUAAUAUCUCGAUUUUUAUUCUUCAGAACUGCAUCUCAUCAUUUCCUUCGCACUUACUUACAGACGGAACUCGCGAGUGCAUUACCUUAUUUGGUGGUUACGACGAUACCCGCAAGCACAUCACGUCCUGUGGGGUACCUCAAAGAAGUAGUGAGCGCGAUUGAGUUUCUAACAGCUCGUUUUUCUUUGGAGCAUUUAUUUACGGUUUCACGCAAAGUCUUAUAUGCUGAUCUGAUUGACAUAACGUUCCCUGAACCUUUGUACCGAAGCAUAUAUAGUGAAGGCCCUGGAAAAGAUGUCCUUAGACGUGUCCGAAAACUACAUGUCUCGCCUACAGCAAAGUCAUUCUUCCUUAAGCUCCAUACUUCUACGUUACCUGUAAAACCCUGGCUUCGUGAACGUGGAAUUUUUGUGCCGUGGUCAAUCAAUUGCCGCCUUUGUAACCAACCGGAAACUAUAGAGCAUUGUUUUAUUUUCUGCACCGACGCUUACCUUUUCUGGGAUGUCCUACAAAGGACACUGAAAAAAGACUUGAAUAUCAAUGCCUACACAAUCCGUUUUUUGCCCUUAAAAUUGAAUGAUAGUUUUCCUUACGAUCUGUUUACAUUAAUGGGGUUGCAUAGCCUCUGGAAAACAAGAAGGAUUGACAGGAAUGCGGACCCUCCCCGAUCUACCAAAUCAAAUUUUAUUGAAACCGUAACGCAUGUACGAAAUGUAUUUAACUACCUUGACGAGCGGCCAGAUUGGUAUGUUCUUUUUGAUCGAUGCAUUCAUCUACCUGACUUUUAG
Messenger RNA from Ixodes scapularis (black-legged tick), 852 nucleotides. RefSeq lists its product as uncharacterized. The transcript has a single exon. Lineage: Eukaryota; Metazoa; Arthropoda; Arachnida; Ixodida; Ixodidae. The annotation marks the transcript as partial. The record is from RefSeq and is a predicted model, not a curated record.